Molecule: messenger RNA, 3918 nt
Organism: Pseudophryne corroboree (corroboree frog)
Lineage: Eukaryota; Metazoa; Chordata; Amphibia; Anura; Myobatrachidae
Gene: ILDR2
Product: immunoglobulin like domain containing receptor 2
Exons: 10
Coding region: 244-2088 (614 amino acids)
Biological process (GO): pancreas development
Cellular component (GO): membrane
Source: RefSeq, a predicted model, not a curated record
GGUGCCCGCCAUGUGCCUCGGGGCAGCUCUGUACCCGGGAAGUACCAUGAGCCAGUUGGUGGGGGAGCUCUGCCUCCCCCCUCCCCGCUGCAGCCGGAGUGGAAGAUCCCAGUGGCAGCAGCAGCAGCAGCUCUGAUCCCUGUGCUGGAGCCCCCGCAGUCAGAUAGCGGAGAGAGCCGGUGCCAGGUGCUGCAGCAGCCGGGCUGUGUGUGUGCUGUGCGCACUGGAUGGAAGCCCUGGGACAUGGCUGGCACGAUGCUGGGGGGCAUGGCUCUGCUUUGUGCCAUAGGUCUGUCCAACGGAGUGCAGGUGACCAUGCCUGACCACAAGAAAGCCGUCAUGCUGUUCCAGUCCACCCUUUUGCGCUGCCACUACGCCACCACGUCUUCUCAGCCGGUCUUGGUCCAGUGGAAAUACAAAUCAUUCUGCCAGGAUCGCACGGACGAGGCCUUGGGUAUCGGCAAGCCUCCCAACAAGGCCAAUAUGGGGGGGAACCAGUACUUGGACUGUGCGGAUGGCAGUAGGACUGUGCGUCCGGUGGCCUCUAAACUGGGAACCUCUGUUACACUGGGAGACUUCUACAAAGGAAGAGACGUCACCAUUGUUAACGAUGCAGAUCUCCAGUUUGCCACUGUCCAGUGGGGAGACAGCGGCCUGUAUUACUGCCUUGUUGCUGUCUCCGAUGACCUGGAAGGAAAAAACGAGGAUCGGGUGGAAGUCCUUGUAAUGGGCAAGACAGGGGUACUUGCUGAUCUCUUGCCCAGCUUUGAAGUGAAAUUUAUGCCAGAGUGGGCGUUUGUGUGCCUGGUAAUACUGGGCACUUUCCUCUUCUUCGCCAUGGUGGGACUUUGCUGGUGCCAGUGCUGCCCGCACAGUUGCUGUUGUUACGUACGGUGCCCGUGUUGCCCGGAAACCUGCUGCUGUCCGAGAGCCCUAUAUGAAGCAGGGAAAGCUGCAAAAGUUGGAUACCCACCAGCUGUGCCCACUGCCUGCCCUCCAUAUUACAUCUCCACCGUUCCUGUGGCGCCCGUUCCAGCACCCAUGCUAAUGGAAAAACAGCAUGUUCCUCCGCUGGUGCAGAGCGACUCAUUAGGAGGCCAAAACGUGCGCAAGGGAUACCGCAUACAGGCCGACAAGGAGAGAGAUUCCAUGAAGGUUCUUUAUUAUGUCGAGAAGGAACUGGCCCAGUUUGACCCAGCCCGCCGGAUGCGAGAGAGAUACAGCCACACAAUCUCAGAACUAAGUUCCUUGCACGAGGACAAUGUCCACUUUAAUCGCUCCUAUCGCCAAGUCCGCAGGAAGCCUCUUCCUUCCAGCUGCAACAUUGACGGAGAUGCAGAAUACUGGUCUGGGGUAGUAGGGGCCACAGCAAGACCCUCAGCUUGUUCCAAAUUCAGGGAUGAGAGAGAGAACUUCAGGAGUAGCCUCCAAAGACCAACAUCUGAGGUCUUAGAAAGGAAAUCCUUUCCUAUGGCAGUCCAAGCCGUAUCUACAGAUGAGCUGGCUGCAUUUGCAGACUCGUAUAAACAAAGAUCCCGUAGGUCUGAAAGCAGAGGUCCUGGUACAGGCCCCAGGUUUGAGAGGACCGAGUUAAGAGGAAGAUCUUUAUAUCAAGACAGCUCAACUGAUGACUACUAUGGAAAACGAAACCAUGGAAGGGAACUGUUUUCAGACACUGAAAGAGGCUGGUCAUUCAGCCCUUCUAGGAUACAAGCUUCAGAGGAUAAACAUUUUCCCAAAAGGAUAAGCAGGAUGGGACAGAGUUAUGACGACGCUUACCUUAGCAGUGUCCUUGAAAGGAAAUCCAGGGUUAUCGAGGAAACCGCUAUCAACCCAUCUAAUCUGAGCUUGCGGCAAAAUUCUAGCCGCAGCUAUGGGCGGUCUCCAACGUUCAAGACUGGUGAAAGCAAAGAUCAAAAAGUUGAGGAAGAAGACUCACUUCCUCCCUACAGUGAGAGGGAGCUCGCCAGGGCUCUCCCGUUCCGUUCAAGAGAACACUCCUAUCUCAGCAACUCAGACAAGAGGAAGAAAAAGGACCAGCCAAGUAAAACAGGUGAUUUUCCAAACAGGAUGUCCCUCGUUGUCUGACACCGUGAAAGACUUAAGGAAGAUUCUCAAUGGAGGAGGCACUGAGGCAGUCCUGGUUACAUCAGAGAGAGUCAUGAGCCACUGUGCUCCAAGGAACCCACCCCUUCUUGACGUGGAAGAUCAUUAACUAGCCUAUUUCCCACAGAACAGGAGACCAUAUGCAUUGGACCUUAAGUUGGAGCAAUGGUCUCCUGCAGGGUAUACAACCCAAUCAAUAAUGGACCUCAAACAAAAAUCUGGAGGGGAAAGGGGGGCAUCAGAGUUUGCCAUGACUUUAGAUUGUGUAAAGACUAGCCUUAGAAUAUUUUAACUUACUCCUAUUCCUAAAUAACUUAACAGGGGUGGUGUUUGCCUCCAUUCUCCAACAUUCCUUAUGUCUCACACUCAAACAGUGUUAUUUUUUGUACCAUCUAACCUCUUUGUGCCUCUCAUUCACAUUGUCCCAUUAAAGGACUGGUGAUAUCUUUGUAUACAGUGGGCAUAAUUCACAGACACAAAUGAAUUAUAAAUAAAUCUUCAUUUGAACAAAUUAUCAAAAGUAAUGAUUAUCUGUCAUGAUUUCAAACUUUUUUUUUCUAACUUCAAUUAUAAACUAAAAUUUUUGAUUUGGAAAUAUUAUUUUAACAAUACAUGUAGACAUUUUUGAAACACUGUUUAAUGACACUAUCUCAAACUGCCCAUGUUGUCAUUGAAAAAUUACGAUUUCAUGAUUGCUAUGUUGAAAUGUUUGUCCCUAAUGAAUAUUUUGUUUCUCGGUAUGGUCUGUGAAUUCCGCCCAGUGACUAUUUUGUUUACAUGAAAAAGGUGCUACUUAUGUACCUCCUUUUGGUUUUUCUGAUUUAAGUAACAAUUUUAGUUCUUCACCUCCCUACCUUUUUGUUUCUGUUGUGUCAUAAUAACAUUUAAUGCAAGAAACUUUUUUCUAUAACAAUUUUAACAAAAUUAUAUGCUUAGAAUUUUUGUAUCUGUUUUUGAAAAUGCUUCACCUACUCUUUCUGUAUCUGUUUUUGUAACUUUGAUUGGCUAUUGCCAACUGAGAACAAACUCACAGCAGAGGUAUAUGGUUAUUUGUAGAUUGAAUGUAUUGUGUUGCAUUAGAAGAUUUUUAUUAUUUAGAAUUUUUUAGUUUUGACAAUUAUUCUACAGUACAAUGUUCUCUGGAUCAUGAUUCAUAUGAUAAAAAAGUAGCAAUUCUAGAUUAAAAAACAAACUUUUAAGUAGAAUGUUCAAAUCAUGCUACAUAUAAGACAAACAGUAAUGUUAUUUUCCCUGUAUUUGUUGUUUUUGUUGAAUUAUGGAACUUGCAUGAGUUACCUGUGAGAUUUCUUCAUUCAGACAUUACACAGUUUAAUUAAUCAUGCACUCAUUGGUGUAUUAUAUUUUCUAAUAAUUUACAAUAUUGAAACUAGAGAUAUCUUUCCAUCAGUGGAGAAACAAAAUAAUAAAUACCACUGUAAAAACAACUGUCAUAAUAUCAAAUGAUAAUAAAUUUUUUACAGAUUGAUAUUAUUUAAUGAAAAAAAGAUUAAACUAAGAUAAAUUAUAAUUAAUCUACCAUUUGCUUUACAUAAAUCACAUGUUUAAGUUUUAUUUUUACUAUUAAAUUUAAAUAACUUGUUCCAUUUAAAAAUAUAGUAAUGCUUGUUUUAGCUCCACAAUGUUUAAAAUAUAUGUUAAAAAGAUUAUGGCCCCAUUUUCCCUUAUAUCUGCUCAAAUAGGCACUUUCUCAGAAAUGGGCAUAAGAAAGAUAAGAGGUUGUUAAAAACUGCAAAGAAAUAACCAGAAUAUAAUAUUUGCUAAUAAUUAAAUUCAUAAAUAUUAAAUUUUUCA